Messenger RNA from Spirometra erinaceieuropaei, 249 nucleotides. Lineage: Eukaryota; Metazoa; Platyhelminthes; Cestoda; Diphyllobothriidea; Diphyllobothriidae. The record is from the annotation of a GenBank genome assembly.
AUGAACCUCUUCGCCGCCGCCGCCUGUUACCACUUCAGCCUGAUCGUCAAAACGGAGAAGACGGUAGAUACGUCCCAGACGCCACCCAACGCUGCCCACAAUGCACCCCAAAUCAGCAUGAACGGCGCCCAACUACAAGCGGUGGACAACUUCACCUAUCUGCACAGCACUCUCUCCCUCUCUCGCAACGCCAAAAUCCGCGAUGAAGUGGCCAACCGGAUUUCCAAAGUCAACCAAGCCUUGGGCUGA